Molecule: messenger RNA, 735 nt
Organism: Humulus lupulus (European hop)
Lineage: Eukaryota; Viridiplantae; Streptophyta; Magnoliopsida; Rosales; Cannabaceae
Exons: 1
Coding region: 1-735 (244 amino acids)
Source: RefSeq, a predicted model, not a curated record
AUGUGUGGAGCAUUGCGGAUUAGAAUAUGUGAAGUUUCGGGUUCAUUUUUUAAUUGGAAUAACAAACAGGAAGGAAGGGUUCGAGUUUAUGCCAAACUUGAUAGAGUUAUUGCUAAUGUGAAGUGGGUGAAUAAGUAUGGAAAUGCAGAGGUCAUGUUUUUCCCAAAGGGAGAGUUUGACCAUAGUCCAUUUUUGGUGACUAUCUAUCCAAUCCAGGAGACUAGGAAACCUUUUAGAUACUUCAAUUUUUGGAGCAGCUACAAGGAUUUUCAUAGGAAGGUGGCUGAGAUUUGGAAUGAAGAUACAAUUGGGACCCCAAUGUAUUAUCUGGUUAGCAAAUUAAAGAGAUUAAGGGUAGUCCUCACAAAGAUCAAUAGAGAAGGUACAGGAGAUGUGUUUGCUGAGUCUGAGAAGUAUAAGAUGAUGAUAGCAAUUGAAGAAAAAAUAAAAGAGGAUCCAGGUAAUAUUCAAUUGAUGGAUGAGGAGAUAACAAUUCAGGAAGAGUAUCAGCAAGCUCAUAAGGAUAUGAUUCAAUUUUUGAAGCAAAAGGUGAAAAUUGCUUGGUUGAAGGAAGGGGAUGAGAAUACAAUAGUCUUUCACAUCAGUAUUAGAAGUAGGUGCAUCCAGAACUCGAUAUAUUCUAUAUGGGAUAUGAAAGGAAACUGGAUUGAUAAUCAGGAAGGUGUUGGUCAGGAUUUUAAGGAGUUCUAUGAAGCUUUGUUGGGAACAGUCUAA